AUGGAGCAUGGCUACUACUUGGUGUUUGGAGAUCACAAGGUGGAAAUCUAUGAUGACAGUUCAUAUUCCAACAUGGUUGCAAGAGUGCAAAUGAGAGGAAAUCGAAGUUUUCCAAUGAAGUUUCAGUUUGGAAUACACAUUGCCUACAAGGCGAGUGUAUGCCACUUUACUACUAUGUGGCACAGAAGAUUGGGACACUUGAACAUGAGCAGUUUGAAGUUGAUGCAUGAACAAGAAAUGGUGGUAGGAUUACCAGAAAUCAAAGCAGUUAAAGGAGUGUGUGAAGGUUGUGUUCUAGAUGACUGCACAAGGAUGUGUUGGGUCUAUUUUUUAAGACACAAGUCUAAAGUUCUUAGUGUGUUUAAAAGAUUCAAAGCUACUGUGGAGUUGCAAAGUGGUUGUAAGCUGAAGAAGCUUAGAAGCAUGGAAAGACAACUCACCACUCCAUACACACCUCAGCAAAAUGGUAUGGUAGAGAGAAAGAACAGAACUAUUGUGGAAAUGGUUGAGUGUCUUAUGUUAGAGAAGAAAAUUCUACUUGAAUUUUGGGCUGAGGCAAUCAAUACCUCUAUGUAUAUUCUGAAUAGAUGUCCAACCAAAGCCAUGAUUAAGAAAACACCUUUUCAAGCAUACAGUAGGAGGAAACCAGGAAUUAAGCAUCUAAAGAAUGCACAGAAGGAAAGAAGUGUGAGUAUUCAGAUUACUGAAGUAUCAGAAGGAGAACAAGGGCAUGAAGGGAGUUCUUGUGAUUCUGAAGCACAAUAUGAAGUAAGUGAAAUGCCUAACUCAAGCACUGAAAUAUGUAAUCAAGAAAGGAUGACAGAUCCACAUGAUAUUGAUCACACUCAUCUCAAGUACAAAAGUAUUGCAGAAGUGUAUGAGAAGUGCAAUCUGUGCAUUAUAGAACCAGAAAAUUUUGAAGAAGCUGCUAAAGAUGAAUCAUGGAGGAAGGCUAUGGAAUAUGAAAUUACCAUGAUUGAGAAGAAUAACACUUGGGAGUUGGUUGAUAGACCAUUUGAUAAACCAAUCAUUGGAGUCAAAUGGGUCUAUAAGACUAAAUUGAAUAUGGAGGGAUCUGUGCAGAAAAACAAAGCACAGUUGGUUGCAAAGGACUAUUCUCAGAAACCUGGAAUAGAUUUUAAUGAGACCUUUGCUCCAGUGGCAAGACUUGAUACUUCAACAUUUCUAAAUGGAGUGUUGAAUGAAGAGGUGUAUGUAGAGCAACCAUCUGGUUUUGUGAUACAAGGCAAGGAAGAUAAAGUGUACAGGCUUAAGAAAGCUUUAUACGGUCUGAAGCAAGCUCCAAGAGCUUGGUAUGAAGAAAUAAACUCUUACUUUACAAAGGCUGGUUUUCAUAGAAGUCCAAGUGAAGCUACACUCUCGAAGGAAAUGAUGACUGAGUUGAAGAAUAAGAUGAUGAGACAAUAUGAGAUGACUGAUCUAAGGUUGCUUCACCAUUUUCUUGGCCUUGGAGUAUUGCAGACAGAUACUUGUAUUUUCUUGCAUCAGAAGAAGUAUGCAAAGACUUUACUUGAACAAUUUGGGCUCAAGGAUUGUAAAUAUGUUGCAACAUCAUUAGCUGUAAAUGAGAAGCUUUCAAGAGUAGAUGGAAGUGAUCUGGCAUAUGAGACUUCGUAUAGGAAAAUGGUGGGGAGUUUGCUAUAUUUAACUGCAACUAGGCCAGAUAUCAUGUUUGCAGCAAGCUUAUUUGCUAGGUUCAUGCAUAAUCUUACCAAGAAGCAUAUGGGGACAACUAAAAGAGUUCUGAGAUACAUAGAAGGCACUGUGAAUUAUGGUAUUGCCUAUGAGAAAGGAAAAGGGGUGUUUUCUUGGGCCACAAUCAAGCAAAGCAGUGUUGCUCUCUCAACUGCAGAGGCAGAAUACAUUAGUGCAGCAGAAGCCACUACACAAGCCAUUUGGCUGAGAUUUGUGCUUUCUGAUUUUGGAGAAGAGCAAGCAGAACCAACUCAGCUGCUGUGUGAUAACACUUCAACCAUUGCCAUAUCAAAGAAUCUAGUUCAUCAUCACAAAACCAGACAUAUCAAUCGAAGAUUUCAUUUCAUCCGAGAUGCACUUCAAGAUGGUGAGAUUGAUAUGCUAUACUACAAAACUGAAGAACAGAUAGUAGGCAUCUUUACCAAAGCUUUAGCAAGGGAUCAAUUUGAAUUCCUGAGGAAAGCUCUAGGAGUAGUUUCAGCGCAACACUUAGAAGGGAGUGUUAGUUAUAAGUGUAUAUGCUGA
Molecule: messenger RNA, 2241 nt
Organism: Prunus armeniaca (apricot)
Lineage: Eukaryota; Viridiplantae; Streptophyta; Magnoliopsida; Rosales; Rosaceae
Source: the annotation of a GenBank genome assembly